Messenger RNA from Sebastes umbrosus (honeycomb rockfish), 2766 nucleotides. Its product is annotated as inositol-3-phosphate synthase 1-A-like. The transcript is spliced from 11 exons. Gene Ontology annotation, biological process: phospholipid biosynthetic process; inositol biosynthetic process. Gene Ontology annotation, molecular function: inositol-3-phosphate synthase activity. Gene Ontology annotation, cellular component: cytoplasm. The record is from RefSeq and is a predicted model, not a curated record. NCBI's taxonomy places the organism in Eukaryota, Metazoa, Chordata, Actinopteri, Perciformes, Sebastidae. The coding region runs from base 194 to 1852 and encodes 552 amino acids.
CGAAAGAAGAGGGCUAAUCAGUUGUGCGCAGUUGGACUAUCAGGGGUUAGUCACUACCCGGCAUUUUUACACGGUAAAUAACUGGGAAAUACCGGUUCAAACCGUUUACAAGACACCCGGGACCAGCUUUAUUUAAGCGAAGUUUACUUUACAAACAUCUCUACACUUGAAAACGGAAGAAGACUCUGCAGCCAUGUCUCUGUCAGUCAACGUUCAUAUCAACAGCCCCAAUGUGAAGUACACAGAUACACACAUUGUGUCUCGGUAUCAAUACCAGACCACAUCUGUUCACACAGAGGGGAAACAAGUCACAAUCACCCCCCGCACCACCGAGAUUACAUUUUGCACAGAGACACGUGUGCCCCGGGUUGGUGUGAUGGUGGUGGGCUGGGGAGGCAACAACGGGUCCACAGUCACUGGAGCUGUACUGGCCAAUAGGCUGGGUCUCACCUGGAGAACCAAGACUGGAGAGAAGAAAUCAAACUACUACGGCUCCCUACUGCAGGCGUCUACCGUUUGUCUGGGAUCAGGGCCCGAAGGCGAGGUCAACGUUCCCCUCCGUGAUCUCCUACCCAUGGUGCACCCUAAUGAUAUAGUCUUUGACGGCUGGGAUAUCUCUUCAAUGGAUCUUGGCAGCGCCAUGGAGAGAGCUCAGGUUUUUGACUGGUCAUUACAAGAGCAGCUGCGACCACACAUGAGUCACAUGAAACCCAGACCGUCCAUCUAUAUCCCAGAAUUCAUUGCUGCAAACCAAGAGAGUCGGGCGGACAACGUCCUCACUGGAAGCAUGGCGGAGCAGGUGGAGCAGAUCAGAGCUGACAUCCGGGACUUCCAGCAGUCGAGUGGUGUGGACAAAGUCAUCGUUAUGUGGUCCGCCAACACUGAGCGCUUCUGUGAUAUCAAACAGGGAGUCAAUGACACUGCAAAGAACCUGCUAGCUGCAAUCCAGGAUGGAGCAGAGGUUUCUCCCUCCACUCUGUUUGCAGUGGCCAGCAUAUUGGAGGGCUGUGCCUACAUCAACGGUUCCCCGCAGAACACUUUCGUACCCGGGGCCAUCGAGCUGGCCAUGCAGAAAGGGGUAUUCAUCGGAGGAGAUGAUUUCAAAUCCGGUCAGACCAAGAUCAAAUCAGUGCUGGUGGACUUUCUGGUCAGCUCAGGUAUCAAGCCGACCUCCAUCGUCAGCUACAAUCACCUCGGCAACAACGAUGGGAAGAACCUGUCGGCUCCGCAGCAGUUCCGCUCCAAAGAGAUCUCCAAGAGCAACGUGGUGGAUGACAUGGUCCAGUCAAACCCCAUACUGUACAAGCCUGGAGAAAAACCUGACCACUGUGUGGUGAUUAAGUAUGUCCCCUAUGUGGGAGACAGCAAGCGUGCCAUGGAUGAAUACACCUCUGAGAUAAUGAUGGGAGGGACCAAUACUAUCGCACUGCACAACACUUGUGAGGACUCUCUACUAGCCAGCCCGAUCAUCCUGGACCUGGUGAUCCUUACGGAGCUUUGUCAGCGUGUGACGGUUCGACCCCAGGGGGAGGAGGACUUCCAGUCCUUCCACAGUGUCUUGUCACUACUCUCCUUCCUCUGCAAGGCCCCCAUUGUCCCACAAGGGACCCCGGUCAUCAACGCCUUCUUCCGCCAGAGGGCCUGCAUAGAAAACAUCAUGAGAGCGUGCCUCGGCCUUCCUCCUCAGAACCACAUGCUGCUGGAGCACAAGCUGCAGAGAGCAUUCCUGCCUCCUCACACCACCCACGUAAACGGCAAUGUGGCUUCUUUGAAAAAAGUUGCCCUCACUAACGGGAACCAUAUACCUCUAACGAAUGGCGUCCACGCACAUGACGAUGAUGAUGAAUCAUGACCACAAAUGCAACACAGCCCAAGAUGGACCUGUAACUACCGGUAACUGUAAUACAAUUGUAAACGUGACACCUUGUAUAAAAAGAACAAAGGCCCUCAUUGAUCUGUCAUUGAAAAAACCUACAACACUGGCUUGACAACUUUGCAGAGUAAACUUGACAUUUAUGUAAGACACAUUUUAAAAUCCUAGGUAUACAGCAAGUCUUGGCGUAUUAGAGAAUAGUGUGGUGCUGCAACAUUAACAUAUCAUACAUGCACUGUAGCUACUGAGCAUCAACAGAAGCCAAAUGAACCCCUUAGACUACAAUAACACUGCAUAACAUUGUUGAAAGUAGACUGUUUUGUUAAAUACAUUUCUGUUUUUAUGAAGUAUAAACAUGGUAUUGAAUAUUCAAAAAGCUAAAUAGAUUUCUUCUUUGCUUGUAUCUUUAUUCAAGUAAUUUUUGUAUGCAAUGCAUACAUAAAAUACUUUUUUUGUACAGUACAGUACAAGCAAAUGUGUUACUGAUCUGGCAGCUGUAAAAACAUUAAAUGCUAAACGCUGUAUAUGUUGUUUGAUGGUUGAGGGGCAUUGUCUUCACUCCCUGUAUUUGGUGUUAUUGUCCAUCACUGCCUUUCUGUUGCCAUCUAUAUGUUUUUUGUUAAUGCUAAGUUACAGAAAAUGUAGAUGCAGUUCUGACUCUUGAUUAACAGUGACCCGGGUUAUUUAUACAAUAAACAUUUAAAUAAUGUUUGAACUUUACAUCUGUGUUUUUCUUUCUAUUGAACCAUCUCUCAAGUUCAAAUAUGUUUUUUUUGCGUGAUGCAUGAUAGCCGUUGUUGUAAAAGAAACUACAUGACGCACCAUGUACUGUAAAUAAUAAAACAUGGUAAUGAGAAACAAGAACACAUAAAAUAAAUGUAAUUGAAUCAAUA